Molecule: messenger RNA, 435 nt
Organism: Arabis nemorensis
Lineage: Eukaryota; Viridiplantae; Streptophyta; Magnoliopsida; Brassicales; Brassicaceae
Source: the annotation of a GenBank genome assembly
AUGGAGGAGACGACAUGGGAACAGAGACUACAAGCCGUGACUCACAUCCUCACAAACCCAACAACAAAACCAUCUCUUUACUCUCAAUUCUUCAUCGGAGCCCUAGUCCCAUGUUACCUCUCGUGGGAUUACCCUCCGGUCUAUUCGCGGACGCAUCUCCGUCAAUGGUGGGUUUCUCAAUUCCUCAAAAGGGCAUCGAGAUUGGAGCUUCCUGAUACCUCGUGGAGGUCGAAUUGCCCCUAUUAUCAGCCGCCGCCGGCGGUUAUGGCGGCCGGAGUUGAGGAAGGAAAAUGGGGAAGAGAGGAGAGGAGAGAGUAUGCGAGGAAGAGGCUAAGGAGGAAGAAAUUGGUGAGCGAAGUGAAUCCUUUUAUUCCUCUUUUAGUUCCGAAUCUGCUUCUGUUUACUCUCUUGUUAUGGGAUCCUCUUCCCGAGUAA